This is a messenger RNA of Anopheles marshallii, 1926 nucleotides long. It is a transcript of the gene Rbpn-5, whose product is annotated as rab GTPase-binding effector protein 1. The transcript has 4 exons. Gene Ontology annotation, molecular function: GTPase activator activity; metal ion binding; growth factor activity. Bases 1 to 1926 code for a protein of 641 amino acids. The record is from RefSeq and is a predicted model, not a curated record. NCBI's taxonomy places the organism in Eukaryota, Metazoa, Arthropoda, Insecta, Diptera, Culicidae. Gene Ontology annotation, cellular component: intracellular membrane-bounded organelle. Gene Ontology annotation, biological process: endocytosis.
AUGGAAAGCGAAAAAGAUAAAACGGAAUCACCGACCGGUUCUACUGUUACGGAAGCCAAUUUCGCCAACCAGAACCAAAGUGCCCAGAAGGAAGUACUGCGAAUGCGGGAAGAAUUCAACCAACAGCGUGCCCGAAUGAAAGAGUUAUUCCUUGCCAAAGAAAAUGAAUGCAAACGGCUUGCAACCGAAUCGGCUAAUACCCGAAAAGAGCUCGAAGAAGCUAAAGCACAGCUUAUGAUAAUGGAGUUCAGCAGGGAAAAAGAUGCGGAAGAACAGCGAAACAAAGUCGAGGACGAGAACCGCACUCUAAAGCAACUGGUGAAUGAAACAUUGGAUGAGUCGUCCAUAAUGCGCGAAUCAGUAAAACAGAUGAAUGACGAAAAUUCCCGGCUCAUGGAUGAGAUUCGGCAGCUCCGAGAGGAGAUUGCGGAUAGCAACCAAGUGUCGCCUAGCCUUGCAAAAACAGUGCAGCAAGCGAAGAAAAUUAUACUCAAGCUCGGUGCAGCCGAUUCAAACAGCUGUGACAACCUGGAAGAUUCAAUGCGGAAGGUAAAGAAAUAUGCCCAGGAAGAUGCGGAGGUGUUGCGAUCGUUGGUAGUACCGCUGGAGGAGGAAAUCAAGUCGUUAAAGGAGAAACUAAGGCUCGCAUACGAAAAAAUCGAAACGCUUACCACAAAACAUGAACGAAACCCAGAUGGUGGGCAAACGUCAGCCCUGAUAGGAAUGCUAAGCCCAGCAGGUCCAGUACAGGGUACACCGACGGCCAAUGAGCACAUAGUAUCACAGUCUUGCGAACGGUGCGCUACCUAUGAGGCGAAUUUAGCUCGCCAGCAAGAGGAAGAAAUAAAGCGUACAACAUCAUGGGAAAAGAGCCUUGAGCGGUUGAAAGAACAAGUAGACAAAGAAGCGGCCCUGCGUGCCGAUCUCGAGGUGCAGUGGCACAAGAAACGCGAAGAGCACAAGAACGAGGUACAGAAGCUUACCGAAUGGUCCACCGAGACGGAACAAGCACUCGAGAAGCUUCGCCGAGAAUAUGAUCAGCUGAAGAUAGCCUUGCGGGAUGAGUUACAGAAACUAACACAAGAACGGGAGCACGUUUGUUAUAAACUGAACAGCCUCCAGCAGGACAACGACUUUUUGUCCGGCAAGUAUAUUGCCAGCUCGGACGCAUUGAAAGACCAAGAAAUUAACUUUCCCCAGAGCAUUGAGGAACUACAAGAGCUAGUGUUGACGCUGCAUGAAAAUUUAAUCGUGACCAAGGCGGGAUGCGAAUUUGCCGAGCGUAAAGCACGUAGCAUGCAAGAUGAGGUGGCUCUACUUCAGGAGCAGCAGCGCUGCCGUGAUCGAGAGGCCAAAAAAGCGGAACAACAUUACAUCCAAAAGCAGCACCAGCUGCAUGAUCAGUUACGCAAACAGGAACAAGAUUUUAACCGGCUCGAAAAAGCACGCGAAAAGUGGGAACAGACCGAUAGCGAACAGCAGAAGCAAAAUUCGGAUCUUCGUAUGCAGAUCAUCGAUUUGCAAGGCUGCACCGAACGGCUCGAACGGCAGAAUAAUGAUUUGCGCACGAAAAUGAUGGUACUGCAGGAAGAUCUUGCAAACAACGAGGCCGUGCAGAAAGAUUUCGUCAAGCUGUCCCAAUCACUGCAGAUGCAGCUCGAAAAGAUCCGUUCGUCGGAUACACAGGUGCGUUGGCAAGACGAUGAUGACGUCGAUCAGUGUCCAAACUGCAAAAAAGAGUUCACCGUUACGAGGCGUAAACAGCACUGUCGACACUGUGGCACUAUCUACUGUCAACCCUGUUUGUCGAAAUCCGUACCCUCGGGGCCAAAUCGGAAAGCGGCUCGAGUGUGCGACGUUUGUCAUACGUUGCUAGUCCAGGACACGGCACCAUACUUUAGUCGAGAACCUCCACAAUCACCAUAA